Coregonus clupeaformis (lake whitefish) is the source of this 1172-nucleotide messenger RNA. Its product is annotated as cGMP-dependent protein kinase 1-like. NCBI's taxonomy places the organism in Eukaryota, Metazoa, Chordata, Actinopteri, Salmoniformes, Salmonidae. The record is from RefSeq and is a predicted model, not a curated record. Gene Ontology annotation, molecular function: ATP binding; cGMP-dependent protein kinase activity. The transcript is spliced from 10 exons. Bases 1 to 942 code for a protein of 313 amino acids.
AUGGGUACACUGAGGGACCUGCAGUUUGUGCUGCAGCUUAAGAUCGAGGAGCUCAGUCAGAGAGACGCUCUGAUAGAUGAGCUGGAGUUGGAGCUGGACUCUAAAGAUGACCUCAUCAGACAGCUGCAGACAGAAUUGGACCGACACCGCAACCCUCCACAACACCCAGGGACCACUUGGAGCACUGAGAACACAGCCUCGAGUCUUCUUGGGUAUGAACGGACUAAGAGACAGGCAAUAUCAGCAGAACCCACUGCCCUGGACCCCGCCCAACUCACAUACGUCACACUCACCAACUACAGCAAGAGCGAGGUGUCUAGAGAGCUGAUCCAGAGGGCUCUGCUGGAGAAUGACUUCAUGAAACACCUGGAGCAGGGACAGAUUCAGACCAUAGUGGACUGUAUGCAUCCCACCCGUCUGGCCCAGGGCUGCUGUGUCCUACAGGAGGGAGACGACGGAUCUCUGGUCUAUGUACUGGAGGAGGGGAAGGUGGAGGUUACUAAAGGGGGACAGAAGCUGUGCACCAUGGAUCCUGGGAAGGUCUUUGGAGAACUGGCCGUCCUCUACAACUGUACCAGGACCGCUACUGUUACAGCUUUGACUGACAUUAAGCUGUGGGUGAUAGACAGACAGGGUUUUCAGACCAUCAUGAUGAGCAAUGGACUCAUCAAACACUUCCAGUAUAUGGAGUUCAUCCGCAGUGUUCCCUCCUUUCAGUCGUUGCCUGAGGACAUUCUUAGUAAGGUGGCUGAUGUUCUGGAGGAGACUCACUACAGUGAAGGUGAUUACAGCAUCAGGCAGGGUGCCACAGGAGACACCUUCUUCAUCAUCAGCGAAGGACAGGUAAAGGUCACACAGCAGAAAUCAUCCAAUGAGAAUCCAGAGUUUCUAACCACUCUCACUAGUGGGGACUGGUUUGGAGAGCAGGCGCUGAAAGGGUGAGACAACAGCACUGCUAACCACCAAACAACAACAAGCAGCUUUAAUGGACAUGCAAACACAAACCUGACAUACAAUGUAUAAAUGUAUUUAACAUAACCAACCAACCAAACAAACCAAUAAACAAACAUACAGUCUCAAAGAAUCAGAGUAGAGUUCUAUUAGGCAGAGUUCUAUUAGGCAGAGUUCUAUUAGGCAGAGUUCUAUUAGGCAGAGUUCUAUUAGGUAGAGUU